Ctenocephalides felis (cat flea) is the source of this 2506-nucleotide messenger RNA. RefSeq names its product zinc finger MYM-type protein 4-like. The record is from RefSeq and is a predicted model, not a curated record. NCBI's taxonomy places the organism in Eukaryota, Metazoa, Arthropoda, Insecta, Siphonaptera, Pulicidae.
GUUGCAGAUCAAUGUGAUAUGUGUAAGAAAUAUUAUGAAAGAAAGUCAUCAGAACACUAUACUAUAUAUGAUGAUGCAGCCCCUCAUACUUUUUGUUCAAAAACAUGUAUGAACGUCUUUAUUCUGUCUAAUAGACAGAUAGUUCCAUGCAAUUGGUGUAAAGUCAAAAAAUACAACUACGACAUGAUUAGACGAAAUUUAAGUUCAGGGCAAAAAAUUAUGAUGUGCUCUUUGAAUUGUUUGACACUUUAUCAAGUGUCGGUAAAUGCUGUUUCCAUGAGAAGAAUAAAAUGUGAUCAUUGCAAGUCUUUAUCACAAGCUCAAUAUCAUUUAACUAUGUCUGAUGCUACAAUAAGGAACUUUUGCACAUAUCAAUGUGUUAUGUCUUUUCAAGGACAAUAUUCUAAUCCAAUAACAUUAGGAAGCGAGCAGCAUAAGACACCUCCUGCGACUUCAAUUAAGGGUGCGCCCGUGCCUACUGGUGCUCCCAAACGAACAUACAACAUAACACGCCAAACAAAAGGAGUUGGUACGAAAGCUUCAGCUGCGUCAAAGUCAUUUGAAACUCCUAUAAUUUCAAAAGUUCGAUCUCUAGGCACUCCUGUCAAUGCACAUAACACUCGUGGUUCAGUUAAAAGUACUCAUAAACAAGCUCAAAUUGUUCAACAAGCUCCACCUCCUGCUCCCGCUCCGGCACCAACACCACCUCCCAAGCCACAAUUUAAGACACAAUUAAUUGUGAAACCUCCACGUCCUAAGCCUAUUUCGAACAUGUCUACAAUGUGUAAACCAAUGACCGCAUCAAAAGGCACUUCUUGCAAACAGCAAACCAUUAACAAGGAAUGCCAGACAGAUGAUAGUUUGCAGAAAAGAAUUUUAAUACCGGUACCAGUUCCUAUAUAUGUUCCAACUCCUUUGAAUAUGUACUCUAUGCCUUAUCCUGUGCCAGUACCCAUACCUUUGCCAAUUCCAGUCCCAGUGUUCAUUCCAACAACUAGAAAUUCUGCAAAUGGCAUCAUGAAAGAAAUUAAAAAAAUCCAUGAGAAAAUGCCAACUGAUCCAUUCGAAGCAGAGUUGCUGAUGAUGGCUGAAAUGGUGGCUGGAGAGAAAAAGAGAAGUGAGAGUGAUUCGGAUUCUGAAGACGAUGCACCUGAAGAUGAUGGAUUUAGUCCAGAAGGAAUGGAAACUAGUAACACUUUUGGUGAAGAUAUGCUACAAAUGGCCUUGAAAAUGGCAUCGGAAUAUGAUGAACCAGCUGUGGAUUUAGAAUCUGCGAUGACGGCCAGUACAAUUACUCCAAGCUCCCAUCCUCCAAUGUCUAAUGAAGAAGGAGUUGAUGACCCGAAUCCAAUGCAUCAUCAUCAUAUGCUUAUGAUGGAACAACAAAGAGCCGCUAUGCGUGGGAGAAAACGACCUAAUCGACCACAGGGUAACAACUUGGGUGUUAAUAAGCGUAAUCGCCGAGUAAGCAACACUGACGGUCUGCCAAUGAUGCAACCACCCACUCAACCAGAACCUCCUAGAGAACCCACUGAAAAACCAGAUGCAAAUAUGUGCCUAAAGUAUACAUUUGGUGUCAAUGCUUGGAAACAGUGGGUGAUGACUAAGAAUGCUGAUUUGGAGAAAAGUUCUAUACGGCGUAAACCUUUUAAGUCAGAGAUUCUUCAAUUGACCGCUGAUGAAUUAAAUUACUCUUUGUGUUUGUUUGUCAAAGAAGUUCGUAAACCAAACGGCAGUGAAUAUGCUCCAGAUACAAUCUAUUAUCUGGUUUUAGGUAUUCAACAAUAUCUCUUUGAAAAUGGAAGAAUAGAUAAUAUUUUCACUGAUGCAUAUUAUGAGAAGUUCACUGAAUGUUUAGAUGAAGUUGCUAAAAAGUUUUCUGUUUUAUAUAAUGAUUCACAAUAUAUUGUCACUAGAGUUGAGGAGGAGCACUUAUGGGAAUCUAAACAACUUGGUGCUCAUUCACCGCACGUGUUGCUUAGUACACUUAUGUUCUUUAACACUAAACAUUUCAAUUUAGUAACUGUAGAAGAACAUAUGCAGUUGUCAUUUUCUCAUAUUAUGAAACAUUGGAAGCGUAAUCCUAAUCAACCUGGUGCAACUAAAGUUCCUGGUUCUCGCAAUGUGUUACUAAGAUUCUACCCACCUCAAUCAGCAUUAGAUGCUAACUCUCGCAAAAAGAAAGUUUAUGAACAACAAGAAAAUGAAGAAAAUCCACUUCGAUGUCCAGUAAAACUUUAUGAAUUUUAUUUAUCUAAAUGCCCUGAAAGUGUGAAGACCAGAAAUGAUGUAUUUUAUUUGUUGCCAGAAAGGUCUUGUGUGCCUGACAGUCCUGUCUGGUAUUCGACAAUGGCUUUAGGAAAAGAACCGCUGCAAAAAAUGCUUCACAGAGUUAAAAUGGUGAAAGAAAUCAAUAUCGCCCUGUUAACAAGUUAAAACAUUAGGUUUAUUACUUAAAUUAUAUAUAUGCAAUAGAAAUUGUCAAAAAUAUAAUUUUGUUACCAUU